UGACAUCAGCAUGGGCUUCUCUAGAGGGACUUCGGUAAGUGGCAGAGCAUCACAAAGUGUCGCGGGGAGGUAAAAGGAUCGAAGACCUAAAACCUGAACAUGUGUCCGUCCAAACUAACUGCGGUACAUUUUUUCACCUAGAUAACAUGGCCAGCUGCUAACACUUGACAUGUGCUACUGGCAAGAAGGGAGACCUGGCUGAAAUAACUGGGAUUAAUAAAAUAACUGAACAUGGCUGCCCAUAGAAUUAGAACUACCAACAACACAGCGCUACCCCGCUGCAAGUCAGAGGGUACUCUAAUUGACCUCAGUGAGGCAGUGACGGAGGCCACUCUCACAGAUGUCAAAGUUCUUUCUCCAAGUGCCUUGAGACUCGAUACUACUGCGUCACUUGGUACUGCCAGGGAAGUUGUUGCCAUCAAGGAUUACUGCCCAUCCAGCUUCACCACCUUAAAGUUCUCAAAGGGAGAACGUCUGUUUGUGCUGGAUACAUCAGGUGGGGAGUGGUGGUAUGCCCACAACAACACAGAGAUGGGCUACAUCCCAGCUGCGUAUGUUCAGCCUGUUAAUUAUCGGGAUUCCUCGUUCAGUGACAGUGGGAUAAUUGACAGCGUUGGGGACUGCAGUGAGGAUGGGGCCAAGGAGCUGGAUCUCCUUGGAGAGUGGACAGGAGUAGUCCUGAAGCCCAUUGAACUUCAAAAUGGAAACCCUUUUUCCACCAGAACCUCAACUAACCCUUUUCUGAACGGAGGUGUUCAAGGGUCUGUUGAUCAGAACAGCAACAGAAGCUCGGUUGACAUGCUACUUUUUGACACCCUCACUCCAUCAAUCUCCACCAGCAGUAACAUUAAUGUCAAUGGUUUUGAUGGCACCAUGUUUGAUACAAGCACCAACACAAACAUGACAUUAAACAAAGACAACCCAUUUUUUAGGAGCAAGCGUUCUUACAGUUUGUCAGAGCUGUCUAGUUUGAAGGCCCAAAGAGAUUCCCCUCAGGGGUUCUCAAGCUUCUUCGGUGGGUUAAAAGCGCCAGCACCAGAGCAGUUUCAAAGCAGGGAGGAUUUUCGGACUGCUUGGCUGAACCACAGGAAACUCGCGAGGUCAUGUCAUGAUCUGGACUCUUUGGGUCAGAGCCCAGGGUGGGGACAAACACAGCCCAUAGAGACAAAUAUUGUGUGCAAACUAGAUAGUUCAGGUGGCGCUGUUCAACUGCCAGACACCAGCAUCAGUAUCCAUGUCCCAGAGGGUCAUGUUGCUGUGGGUGACACCCAGCAAAUCUCCAUGAAGGCUCUCCUUGACCCACCGCUCGAACUAAACAGUGACCGAUGCACCACAGUUAGCCCUGUGGUUGAGGUUAAGUUGAGUAACAUGGAAACAAAGACGACAAUCACUUUGGAAAUGAAGGUGUCUGUCGUAGUGAAGAUGGAUAGUCGGCAAAUAGCCAAUGUAGUUUGUGUGCGGAGUGAUUGCAAAGAGGGUCCUUACACACCUGUGCCUGACGUGUACAUGUAUGGUGAUACAGUCCAGUUAUGCCUUGAUAACCUUGAGCCCUGCAUGUAUGUGUCAGUUGUAGCCCAAGCCCAGUCGGUUGCUCCGUACACCUCAGUGUGGGAGCAUGUUGUAAAGAAGGUAACCCUUGGUGUGUAUGGACCCAAGCAUAUCCACCCGUCCUUCAAGAUAGUGGUAGCUAUUUUUGGCCAUGACUGUGCCCCAAUGUCACUCAUGGUCAGUGAGGUUGGUAAACAAGCCCAAUCAACGCCCCCAGUUGCUCUUCAGCUGUGGGGAAAGCACCAGUUUGUUUUGGCAAAGCCGCAAGACCUACAAGUGGGUGUGUACUCCAACAUGUCCAACUAUGAGGUCAAGGCCAGUGGGCAGGAAAGGGUGGUGAGGGGCUUCCAGGUCAAGCUUGGAAAGGUGAGUCGGAUGAUCUACAUGAUCGCUACACGUACGCCAGCAGAUCUGGCAGACUUCACCAUGAAGAUCCAGGUCAAAGACGACAAGGACUGUAUUCUUGCUCAGUUUUGCGUUCAGACACCCACGCCCCCACCUACCAUAGGACCAAAAACCUCAGUGCAGAGGCGUUUCUUGAAGAAAAAGGAGGUAAACAAAAUUGUGCUGUCACCACUUGCAGCCACCACCAAAUACCCUCUGUUUCAGGAACGAAGGGUCACCAAUUUAAAAUUUGGUAAAUUAAUCAAAACAGUUAUCCGGCAGACCAAGAACCCCUAUCUGUUGGAGUACAAGAAAGGGGACGUGGUAGCUCUCCUGAGCGAAGAGAGAAUUAAACUAAAGGGACAGCUUUGGACCAAGGAAUGGUACAUUGGUUACUGUCACGGAAAGACAGGACUGGUUCAUGCCAAAAAUGUCCUUGUGGUGGGGAAGGUGAAGCCAAUUUACUUCAGCGGGCCUGACCUGACGACCGUGAUUCUCCUGGAACAGAUUCUGAAGGCGUGCAAGUUCCUAACGUACAUCUAUGCAUCAGUAAGGACCAUACUGAUGGAGAAUGUUGGCAGCUGGAGGGCAUUCGCGGACGCUUUGGGGUAUGUGAACCUGCCCCUGACACAUUUCUGCCGCACGGAGCUGGACAGUGAGCCUGAGAAGGUGGCCUGUGUGCUGGAGAAGCUGAAGGAGGACUGCAACAACUCUGAGGGAAAGGAGAGGAAGUCCUUCCAGAAAGAGCUCAUGACUGCCCUCCUGAAGAUCGACUGCCAGGGCUUGGUGGCACGUCUGGUCAUGGAAUUUGUUCUGCUGACCACAGCAGUGGAGGUCGCCGGCCGCUGGAGAGAGCUAGCCGAUAAACUGGCCAAGAUGUCCCGGCAGCAGAUGGACGCCUACGAGGCUCCACACCGAGACCGGAAUGGAGUGGUGGACAGCGAGGCCAUGUGGAAGCCAGCCUUCGACUUCCUGCUGACGUGGGCGGCUCAGAUUGGGGACAGCUACCGCGACGUGAUCCAGGAGCUGCACCUGGGCCUGGACCGGAUGAAGAACCCCAUCACCCGGCGCUGGAAGCACUUGACGGGGACGCUCAUCCUCGUCAACUGCCUGGACCUGCUCCGGAGCUCUGCCUUCACCUCAGCCCACCAGGACGACUGUGCCAUCUGACCACCUCAGAUCCAGAUCCUUAUGCGUCAUCCUUACCCAGUCACUCACAGCAUUUUCAGACACUUCAGCCAUCCACACUGCCUUUGACUGGUCCCACCUCUUCAGUUAGAUCACACUCGACCUACUCAAUACUUUAUACCCUCAUACUAAAUAUAUUGCAGAGCUACAAAAUAAUGCACUACGCUUCAUAUUUAGAAAAUCGUUCAUGCUUGUGCACAUUCUGCUUUGUCCUUGUAGGGGGGUUUCACCCACUUGUCCACUUGCUUGCAUGACGCUGUCCUUGGUUUACAAAGAGGUCUGUAAAUGCUGCACGGUGCUUUAUCAAGCUAGCUGUAGAGCAGGUAAAGGAGGAAUUGAAAUGAUUGAAUUGGCAUGAUCAACUCUUCCGUUCAGAGAUAAAGAUUGAACAUCUGCUUCAUAUUGAUCUCUGGCAAAAGCCUCUUUUUAAAACUAUGAAAGGCUACUUCUUUCAAAAGGCUGUUACCAAAUCUGCAGUAUUGUUCAAGUAUUUUUUAUCGUUUCUUUCUGGCACAGGAUAUAUAUUUUUGAAUAUAGCACAGAAUAAUAUUUUGAACCACUUUGACACUUUUUUAGUUGUUGUUGACUAAAUACACUGUAAGAGAGACAAUUAUUACCAUUUAUAUUUCAGUAUGUAUGGCAGCCAAAUGCAUGUGUUUUAUGUAUGUAAAGGUCUAUGGUGCGUUUCAAGUGAAUCUGUUAGAGAGAGCCUCUUCUUUUUCAUUCUUUUGGUCUCUGUCACCAAAAACCAUUUCAUUUGAGGUAAAAGAUUUGUUUUCUCCGACAGUUUUGUACAUUUUGUAUCAAGCAUUGAUAAUCAAGCUGUUUUUAUGGUUACAUGCUUUAAAUGUUUAUGUCAAAACACUGUAGUUUUAAAGGCCAACGAUGUCUGGGCAAACGUGUUCAUGCAUUUCUUUGUGCUGGAUUCAGUGCUGUGUACUGUAUGCUUAUUUAGCACAUUUAUAUGUUGCAUGUAUAUGGGACUACAUACUCUCAUUUGAAAUAAAAUAAUAGCCUUUAUACUAUA
Clupea harengus (Atlantic herring) is the source of this 4147-nucleotide messenger RNA. RefSeq names its product SH3 domain-binding protein 4-like. The record is from RefSeq and is a predicted model, not a curated record. Lineage: Eukaryota; Metazoa; Chordata; Actinopteri; Clupeiformes; Clupeidae. Gene Ontology annotation, cellular component: cytoplasm. Gene Ontology annotation, molecular function: protein binding.